Dibothriocephalus latus is the source of this 768-nucleotide messenger RNA. The record is from the annotation of a GenBank genome assembly. NCBI's taxonomy places the organism in Eukaryota, Metazoa, Platyhelminthes, Cestoda, Diphyllobothriidea, Diphyllobothriidae.
AUGAAUCUCGUCGUAGAAGAGACCGAUUCUGAGGGUCGGGCCAUCUACUUCAAAAGCCCUGCAGACAUCUCAAAGGCCGUGACCUUCGGCAAAAACGAUAUCAGUACCCAGGAACGAAAGGUGAAACAGCGGAUUGACUACAAGACCACCAAAGGCGUCUAUCCCUGCGAGGCAGACAGCAACGUUCUCUUCAUUGUGACGCACAAUGAAAAAUCGAAACCUCAGCUUCGAGUCCUCAGACUGCCCUCAGAUGCAAAAGCUACCCAACUGCGUUACUUCAUUGAUCAGUUACAGCUAACACCACUCUAUAAGCGCGAACAGCCGGACAAAAUCAACCCCGAAUCACGCCCAUUGUCGCGAACAACUCAGACCAUGCAACGCCCCCCACCUCGCAUGGAAAUGGACGACUUUGACGACAUUCAAAUCUACCGGCCGAAGCUCCGAGUAAAUCGUCCCGAGGUGUACAACAAGGGUGGCAGUGACGGUCGGCGACGUCCUCCGUCUCGUAUGCAGCGCCGUCGCCUGGAAGACAGCACGUCAAGCUCGGAUUGGAGUGAGGAUGAUGCGCCGGAGGAUGAGGACAGUGGCUUCUCCGGGAAUUCGCGGUUCCGCUCAGACUACAACUAUUCGAGAAUAAGUCGUCUGCAGGAGGUCCGUCAGGGCAAAAGCAGCUCUGAGGUAAUUAAAGUUGAGUGGAUUUAUUUUGACAACGCUCAUGCCCACCCUAACCGGAAAAUGAUUCUGGUUCUGGACGAGGACCAGGACUGA